Messenger RNA from Malania oleifera, 967 nucleotides. Its product is annotated as transcription factor IBH1-like 1. The record is from RefSeq and is a predicted model, not a curated record. Gene Ontology annotation, biological process: regulation of DNA-templated transcription. Gene Ontology annotation, molecular function: protein dimerization activity. Bases 193 to 759 code for a protein of 188 amino acids. NCBI's taxonomy places the organism in Eukaryota, Viridiplantae, Streptophyta, Magnoliopsida, Santalales, Ximeniaceae. The transcript has 2 exons.
AUUCUUCGCCUUCUCAUUCCUCUUCUUUUCCACUCUCUCUCUCUCUCUCCCUCCCUCUCUCUCUUCUUGGUUUCUGACGCUCUUUCUUGGAUCUGCAGAACUGCAUCUCCUGCAACUUGUCUCUAACUGCAGUCACCCUUUCUCAUGCUCAUUUCUUUUCUUACCCAGUGAAGCAUAAGCGGUGAAGCAAGAAUGCGUGCCCCUGGAUCAUUCAAGAGAGAUUUUCUGAAGAAAUGGCUAAUGGGUCUCCAAAUAUGCAGUUCUCUGAAGAAGAACAUGAACAUAUUGGAGAGGAAGAAGGCUAUUAAGCUCUCGGCGGACAUAGCCGUGGCUUCCGCCAGAAAUGCUGCAACCUGUUGGAGUGACACCCUUCUCGCCAACGCUUCCAAAGAUGACAGAAACAAAAUCAUCAUUCAACAGGUAUUAGGUCAUGGCUAUAGUGACAUUAUAAACAAAGCACCAAUCAGAUCACAAGUCAUUUGCAGCAAAAAGAGGGUUAGAAGCAGUAGCAUCUUGAGAAGAAGCCGCCGUAUCCGCAGAGCCAAGAAAAGAGCAACCCAAAGGGUUGUAGCCACCUGUACGGCAAAGCAAUUGGUGAAGAAAAGAACACAAGUGCUCAAGAGCCUCAUCCCUGGAGGAGAAGCCAUGAAUGAGCUAUUCCUGAUGGAAGAAACCGUUGAUUAUAUCGUUUCUCUUCAAGCUCAGGUCGAUGUCAUGCGGCGUCUCGCAAAGGCAGCUGAGGUCUCAAAUCGUAAAUAAUGGAGAUGCCGAGGCCAUUAAUAGUGGAAUAUCAAUAUUUGUUUUAUAUUUUGGUCAUUUUUACAAGUCUAUAUGAAGGAGAAAGGAGCUGAGUAGAGUUUAGGCAUGUACAGAUGAAGCAAAUUAGCGCAAGGCAGUCAGAUUCCAUUUCCUUCUUUUCUGCUUUUAUAUUAUUAAUGUUACUAGGAGUUGCACAAAGCUUUCACAA